Messenger RNA from Onthophagus taurus, 823 nucleotides. RefSeq names its product dual specificity protein phosphatase 3. Gene Ontology annotation, cellular component: cytoplasm. Gene Ontology annotation, molecular function: MAP kinase phosphatase activity; protein tyrosine/serine/threonine phosphatase activity. NCBI's taxonomy places the organism in Eukaryota, Metazoa, Arthropoda, Insecta, Coleoptera, Scarabaeidae. The record is from RefSeq and is a predicted model, not a curated record. Gene Ontology annotation, biological process: protein dephosphorylation; negative regulation of MAPK cascade.
UUUCAAGGCGCUAUUUUUGAAACUGCGUGCGUUAAUGUCAAUAGUUGUUCGGAUUGUUGCACCUCGACGUUAUGGCGUAAAAUUAGUGAUGUUACUCAUUCAUUUUCAUUAAGACAUGUGGAUUAGAUCGUAGCGUCUUAGUCUUGUCAGGGUGUUGUUGAGAAGAUGUGGCGCGAUAGUGUUUAUAGUGGCACGUUGAGACCAGCAUCUCAAACGGUCAUCACUGGGAAAUACUUAAAUGAUCUCGUGGAUACUUUAACAUGUACUGUUCGAUCAAACCCGAUAACGAGUGUUUCCAAUAUCCAUUCGGUUAAUAAAAUCGAUAAGGGUCUUUAUUUGGGUGAUAAAUAUGCAGCGAAAGAUAGGAAAUUCUUGGUGAAUAAUGGUUUUACGCACGUGUUAAAUUGCGCGGAAGGAGCCGACGAAUAUCAAGUGAAUACAAAUGAGAUGUAUUACAAACAUUUUGGAAUUAAGUAUAUGGGAAUACCCGGGCACGAUCGGCCGUCUUGGGACAUAUCUGUGUAUUUUGAAAGGGCUGCUCGUUUUAUAGAAAGCGCAAUCGCUUCGGGGGGGAGGGUUCUCGUGCAUUGUGUUGUAGGCAUCUCUCGUUCUGCCACAAUUGUGAUUGCUUACAUGAUGAUUUGCAAGCAAAUGGAUGCUGCGACCGCUUUGAAUUAUGUUUUUAAUCAAAGAAGGGUUUGGCCUAACGCUGGGUUUUUGCACCACCUCGCGCAGUUAAAUAAUGUCUUAUUUAGGCGGAAAUCGUUAGCUUUAACUAAAGUUUAUUAUUAAGUUUGAUACAAAAUAAAUUUAUUUUUUAAGC